Messenger RNA from Juglans microcarpa x Juglans regia, 1087 nucleotides. RefSeq names its product putative ABC transporter C family member 15. Gene Ontology annotation, cellular component: plant-type vacuole; vacuolar membrane. Bases 125 to 1072 code for a protein of 315 amino acids. Gene Ontology annotation, biological process: transmembrane transport. The transcript is spliced from 4 exons. Gene Ontology annotation, molecular function: ATP hydrolysis activity; ATP binding; ATPase-coupled transmembrane transporter activity. Lineage: Eukaryota; Viridiplantae; Streptophyta; Magnoliopsida; Fagales; Juglandaceae. The record is from RefSeq and is a predicted model, not a curated record.
CUUUUCAGAAUCAAUUUCUGGUGCUGCAACAAUUCGCUGUUUCAAUCAGGAAGAUCGCUUCUUGACACAAAUUCUGAGUCUUAUUGAUGACUAUUCUCGGGUAGCGUUUUACAAUUCUGCCACAAUGGAAUGGCUGUGUGUUCGGAUCAACUUUCUCUUCAACCUGGUGUUCUUCCUUGUUCUGAUCAUCUUGGUGGGUCUGCCUAGGUCAGCUGUUGACCCCAGCUUGGCAGGACUGGCAGCAACCUAUGGUUUGAACCUAAAUGUUCUUCAAGCAUGGGUGAUAUGGAAUCUGUGUAAUGUUGAAAACAAAAUGAUAUCAGUUGAGAGAAUUCUUCAAUUUACUAACAUACCAAGUGAAGCACCUCUAGUGAUUGAAGAUUAUAGGGCAAAGCCUGAAUGGCCAACAGAUGGAAGAAUAGAGCUUGAAAAUCUUCAUGUACAGUAUAAUCCUGCUCUCCCAGUGGUUCUCAAAGGGAUCACUUGCACCUUCCCGGGAGAGAAGAAAAUUGGAGUUGUGGGCAGGACGGGAAGUGGAAAGUCAACUUUAAUUCAAGCUCUCUUCAGGAUAGUGGAGCCUGCAGGAGGACGUAUCCUUAUUGAUGGAGUUGAUAUAUGCAAAAUUGGAUUGCAGGAUCUAAGGUCCAGAUUGGGUAUAAUACCACAAGAACCAACAUUGUUUCAAGGAACUGUGAGAAGUAAUCUGGAUCAAUUACAACAGCAUUCAGAUCAAGAAAUUUGGGAGGUCCUCAAGAAGUGUCAUCUAGCGGAGAUAGUGAAACAGGAUCAGAGGCUUCUCGAUGCCCCAGUUGGAGAAGAUGGAGGAAAUUGCAGCGUUGGACAGAGGCAGCUUGUUUGCCUAGCCAGAGUGCUACUCAAGAAGAGAAGAAUUCUGGUGUUGGAUGAAGCUACUGCUUCUAUUGAUACUGCAACUGAUAAUUUAAUUCAAGAAACAAUAAAAGAAGAAACAAGGGGAUGCACCGUCAUUACUGUUGCUCAUCGAAUAAAUACUGUUAUUGACAAUGAAUUGAUUCUGGUCCUUGAUGAAGUUAUGCUAAGAAAUCCAAUAUAGCCAUUUUAGAAAUUG